Molecule: messenger RNA, 4698 nt
Organism: Aspergillus candidus
Lineage: Eukaryota; Fungi; Ascomycota; Eurotiomycetes; Eurotiales; Aspergillaceae
Exons: 6
Coding region: 1-4698 (1565 amino acids)
Biological process (GO): transsulfuration
Cellular component (GO): cytoplasm
Molecular function (GO): carbon-sulfur lyase activity; pyridoxal phosphate binding
Source: RefSeq, a predicted model, not a curated record
AUGUCCACCAACGACCCUUUUGCCUUUCUUGAGCAGAGCGCGCCGCUCCCGGAGCGCAAACCCACCCGGCGGCCUACCCAAUGGAAAGAAAAACUGUUCAACAAAGAUAAACAGAAAAAGGAGUCCAAGGCCGCGGACCAGCAGAUCGAGGCGUUCCUGGGUCCAACCCGGACGCAGUCGAUAUCGCACAGUCAUGCCAUCCCGCACCCGCUCGACGGCCCGCGCGACCAGCCAACCCUACCGAACUUGGAGUUCAAUAAGUCUUGGUCACCCGCGCUGGAUCCCCCUGGUAUGUCGCCCCAACAUGCGAAGCCCCCCGCCGCGGAUUUCCGCCCGUCCGAGGGGAUGGCAAAGCCUCCUCACAAGUCCCGUCCCCGGAGAGGGACCAAGGUCCGAUUUUCAGACAAACUGCCGGAAUUGAUGGGGGAGGGCGGGGAUGAAUCGGAGAUCCCGACGGCGGAGAUGUGUCUGUGUCGCGACCGCGCACGCCAGAAACAAGACGAUGGCUCGACCCCUCCGCUUCGCGUGGAUACCUCGGGCGAGAGCCAUCGGCCCCUUCGGCGCCAGGACACCACGGCGCGCAAACCACCUCAGGUCACCAGUGCGCAGGACGCGGAUUUGCUCAUGGCGCUAGGGGGCGCAGGGGCAGGGUCCCGACUGUCUUUUCGCGCGUCGCCCGAGUCCAGUUCGUUUGCGCAGCAGGUCCGAGACAAGAUGCAAGCGGAGGAAGGCCGUGCCUUGCAUCACCAUUACGACCCCCAAGAGGACGAUGGCCAGCCGGCCCCUGACAGCCCGAGCUCCUCUUACGAAACGCCUCCCCUCUCCGAAACCGAGCCGGUCCCGCCUCCGAACCCUUUUCGAGACGCUUCGAGUCCCGAGAAAGCAUACAGUCCCGCGAAACCAUACAGUCCCGCGAAAUCAUAUAGUCCCGAAAAAUCAUACAGGCCCGAGAGAAUUUCCCCCAAGGCGUCGCCGGUCGAAUCGCUGCCGUCCGGUCUCGCACCGGGAGGAAGUCUCCCCAACCCGAACCCGUCCCCGCCCAAGUACCAGCCCGUCCGCAGUGGUCCGGUCCGGGAGGAGUCGAGCCGCCCGUCGACCGGAGACACCACGGGUUCCCGGAACGCGGCGCCGAAAUUCUCCCUGCGGACGGUGGCCAACCAGUUCAAUGACACUGCCUUUACGGAUCUGAAAGACCAAGUCCAAACCUAUUCGGAUCUCAUCCAAGAAGCCGCGGAGAGCGUGAAGCCGCUGAUGGAGACGUCUCUUGCGGAAUGGAUGAGGGCCGCCGUGUGGUGGUUUCUGCGGGGGAAGCGAAGGCUGGAGGCGUAUGCGCGCGCCUCACGUUCCGGCUCGGGCGGCCGGCCGGAGGACGCGAAGCAGGCGGUCGUUGAUCUAUGCAAGGCCUUGUGGAUUAUUGAGACGAUUGUUCCCGCGCACGGCGAGCUGAGUCGGUACGGCGCGAUGGGGGUGGAGGCGUUGCUCGCGGUCGUCAGCACCACCGGUGACCGGCAACUGGCGGACCUUCUAAGUCUGCAUCAGACCAUGUUGAACCAUCUCCGCUCCCUGGCCAUGUCGAUCAAGCGGAACAACAUCAUGGACACCAUCAUGUCAGCCGGGGAUGCGGGGAUGCGCGUCGAUACCACAGUGUGGGUCCGAUAUCCCUUUUUCGCACCGGACGUCUCCGCGGUGCUUUCGGGCGCGGCCUCGCGGUCCAUGUUGUUGGAUAAGUCAGGCAAGAGCCCCUCGCUGGUGCACAUGAUGCCGUUGAGCGACACCAACCGGUUCUUCACCUACGGGAGCAUGUUUGUGAAGGUGUACGUGAGUUCGAACGAAGACGACGGCCAGCAGCAGUUCUCGAUCCCGUGCGUGUUGUCCAUCGUCCGAGACCGGGCCGACUGGUACGUCUGUGCCGCUAUUAGCAGUCAGAGUGAACUGGUCAACGUGAUGAUCCAGUCCGACCGCAAGAAAGGGCCGACUUGGGAGGAUGUGGAUUGGCAGGUCCGGUCGCACUCGAUGGGAGUCAAGCUGCCUCGAGGCUUUGAACUCGAUAUCGUGUUCGACGAGGAGGAUUUCAAGAAUCUGUGGAAUAUCGUGCAGUACACGCAGAAGACCGAGGCGAGUUACCACCACGAGGCUGGGGAGACCAUGGUGUUCGAGAACGUCCUCAAGUCGUUCAGUUACAUGGACCCGGGCUCGACACGGGGCUUCCCGGCGGAGCCCGUCGAGCGGUGCCGCCUGCGGCUGUUCGAGCGGACCGUGACCCUGACUGAAGGGACCGGGACGCGGAGUGCCCACCGAGGCUUCCGGCUCGCCGUGCUGACUAGCCCUAAGUUCAAAACGCUGAGCAGUGUGCGCCACAUGUUCGGCCAGGGGGCACCCAUCGUGUUCGGCCUCCUCCGGGGUGUAGAUGGAGCGCCCGCGCUUGCGCUCAAGGUCACGGAGGAUGGCCGAACGCGGACCAUGCUGAUGACUUUCCACGAAGUCCCGGAACGGACCGCCCUGCACUCCCUCAUGCUGGGGAUGGUGCCCCAAGAGGGAGAGAUCAAGACGCCGGACAUUCCCCUCCGCGCCUACUCGAUCGAACAGCCCGCUGACAAGCUGACCGGUUCGCCGGCCAAAACGCAUCUCCAGUUCCCCGCGGGAGCCGUUUCCGUGAUCGACCAGGAGCACGGGUAUGUUGAACACGGCUACGGGCCCACGAUUUUAUCUGAGACUCUGCGGGCCUUUAUCGCGACGGAGUGGGGUUCUGCAACGGACCGCAUCAAUCUUGGCCCUGGCGAGCUGAGACUCGGCCUUGAUAUCAAUAACCGGACGGGACUUAGCCUGUACCGACCUGCACAGCAGGAUCUGACGGUGUCUGUUGCUGAGAAUCUGAUUGCUCCGGAGAUGCCUGAGAAGUUGACGGAGUUCUUGCAAUUGGCUCAGGUCAAAUCGACGGUGCGACGGUUCGACUUUGCGACUGUGAAGGAUCUCCACCGAUUCCAACGCGCAGUGACGGGCUUCCAAGUUCUUUUUGAUAGUGUUGCUUCGUCACUCUCCAUCUCGCGACGCCGGAUGGUGGUGCCCAUCCACAAGAAGUGGGAAGCCAACCUGGCCCGUAUCCAGAUCGUUCAACAGGACAAGGUCAUCCAGCUGAUUGCGUUCCUGAAUGAUUUCAACCAUGGAAAAUGCAUGAACUUCGUCCUCAAGGGCACCGACACCCUGGAGAGUUUCGGGCGGCCCGGCAAGUUUGGCGUGCGGGUUCUGGACGCCAAAUUCGCCCUUCCACGGACGGACGACGACCCGACGGCGGACUACGUGUGUUUGGACAUGCCGGAGUAUCCUCUCGAACAUGACGAUAUUACCAUUGUAUUUGAUUCCGAAGAAGACGAUGACGAUAUUCGGACCGAAUCCGAUCUUGCGCAAUCGGUCGUAUCACGUGGCAACCCCUCCUGGCUCCACUUGAACCACUCGACCUCCAUCCUUCCUCCAACCCCGCCAUAUUCCCACCACCCAUCCCAAUUCAUCACCAUGGCACCCCUCGGACCCGACGUGGGCAUCUCCACACGCUCCCUACACGCAGAUGAUGCUUUCAAUGUAGCCACCGAUGUGGCUCCCCCGCUGCACGUGGCUACUACAUACCGAUACGCCGCGAACCCAGAUGAUCUCGUCCCGGCGCGGGACCGCAGCUUCGGAGAUGACCCAACGGAGCACGUCUACUCUCGUCUUUCGGCCCCCAGCAUGACUCGUUUCGAAGCCAUCCUGUCGUCUCUACUCAAAGGCAAAGCUAUCAGCUACUCGUCAGGGCUGUCGGCCUUUCACGCCGCACUCGUCCUGCUGAACCCCCGCCGGAUCUCGAUCGGCCAGGGCUACCACGGCUGCCACGGCGUCAUCGCCAUGGUCAGCCGCAUGACGGGCCUGGAGAAGCUGGACCUCGACUGUCCGGCGGAACAGCUCGAGGCAGGCGACGUGAUCCACCUGGAGACACCCGUGAACCCCGAAGGCACAGCGUUCAACAUCGCCGCGUACGCUGAGAAAGCCCACUCCCGCGGCGCCUAUCUGAUCGUCGACGGCACGUUCGCGCCGCCAGGCCUGCAAGAUCCGUUCCAAUGGGGCGCCGACCUCGUCAUGCACUCCGGCUCCAAGUACUUCGGCGGUCACAGCGACGUACUCUGCGGUGUUCUCGCCACGCAGCGCUCCGACUGGAUCCGCCAGCUCUUCGAAGACCGCAUCUUCCUCGGCAGCGUCAUGGGCAACAUGGAAGCCUGGCUCGGCGUCCGCAGUCUCCGCACCCUCGAGAUCCGCGUCCAGCGCCAAAGCCGCAGCACCACGAACCUCGUCUCCUGGCUCGACAAGGCCCUCCGCACCCCCAACCCAGCACCAAACAGCGACGAAGCCGUCACGCAAAAGGCCCUCAAAGAAAUCUUCCACGCCAGCCUCCAGCCCCAAGACCCCUGGCUGCAGCAGCAGAUGCCCAACGGCUUCGGACCGGUCUUCUCGAUCGCCAUGCACGAGGAAGACUUCGCGCGCAAACUCCCCAGUAAACUGAAGUUCUUCCAGCAUGCGACGUCCCUGGGCGGCGUGGAGACGCUCAUCGAGUGGCGGACGAUGUCAGAUACGACGGUGGAUACGCGAUUGUUGCGCGUGAGUGUUGGCUUGGAGGAUUGGGAGGAUUUGAGGGGGGAUUUGGUGGGUGCGUUCAGAGAGUUGGUUGCUUAG